UUAGUCUGUUUGUCUGUAAACCAAACCAAAUAUACACAUGUAUAUAUUUCAUUGUAUUUUCAUUGCAGAUUUGCAGUGAAGAAGCCAAGUGAUACAAACCUUAAUCCCAAAAAUCACCUCAGAUCCUCAUCCAUUUACCUAUUGUAUGUAUAUUCUAUUAUCCUAUGCAAGCACUGUUGAUUCUUGAAUUAUUCCCACUAUAAAGUAUAUACUUUGGUUAACUUGUCUCUAUGUAUAUGUGAUUUUGUUGUAAUUGUUUUGUAUUUUAAUUAGUGUCACAUAAAAAAUUAUUUCUGUCUUGAUCAACCGUCACUCUUCUCCAAUUGCUGUCUUGUACUCAAUCUCAUGUUCUAAUCUUGCACGAAUAAUAUUUCUAUCGUCAUCAGGCUUGUGGGUUUGCUCCUUUUUGUUGUUUCAGGUGUUUUUGUCUUGGGGUUGGAUUUUGAUGGCUGAAUAUGGACCUCGAUUGUAUAGUUGCUGUAAAUGCCGAAAUCAUAUCGCGCUUCAUGAUGAUAUAAUCUCCAAGGCUUUCCAGGGAAGGAAUGGGCGAGCAUUUUUGUUCUCACAUGCUAUGAACAUUACUGUUGGGCGCAAAGAAGACAGGAAUCUCAUGACGGGUCUCCACACUGUUGCUGAUAUAUCUUGUGCUGAUUGCUGUGAGGUUUUGGGCUGGAAGUAUGAAAGAGCUUAUGAACCGACACAGAAGUACAAGGAGGGGAAGUUCAUACUGGAGAAGUCAAAAAUUGUGAAUGAGAACUGGUAAUUCUCAAAGAUUGUUCUAUUUCUUUCGCACUUUAAUAUAUGUGCAUCAAGUCUCUCCUGUACAGAAAAUACCUCCCCUUUCACAAGUAGGUUCACUGCUUGCUACUGUAUGUAAAUAUGCUCGAGAUAUGUAAAACAAGUCAUUUGUUUUGUUAAUAAAAUUUUUAUAUCUUGCA
Messenger RNA from Daucus carota subsp. sativus, 938 nucleotides. Its product is annotated as protein yippee-like At4g27745. The coding region runs from base 446 to 763 and encodes 105 amino acids. NCBI's taxonomy places the organism in Eukaryota, Viridiplantae, Streptophyta, Magnoliopsida, Apiales, Apiaceae. The transcript has 3 exons. The record is from RefSeq and is a predicted model, not a curated record.